This is a messenger RNA of Impatiens glandulifera, 1105 nucleotides long. Its product is annotated as F-box protein SKIP1-like. NCBI's taxonomy places the organism in Eukaryota, Viridiplantae, Streptophyta, Magnoliopsida, Ericales, Balsaminaceae. Gene Ontology annotation, molecular function: protein binding. The coding region runs from base 15 to 935 and encodes 306 amino acids. The transcript has 2 exons. The record is from RefSeq and is a predicted model, not a curated record.
CUAAUUGCAAAGAAAUGGAGGAUAGUGGAGAAGGGGAAGAAAGAAGGUCCAACUGGGCCGAGUUAACUAAUGUUUGCCUCAUCGACAUCUUCUCGCGACUCACUCCUGAGAAUCGAUGGAACAGUGCCAUGUCUGUAUGCAAGUCAUGGCUUGAAGCAUGCAAGGACCCUACACUCAACACGGUCGUUAAUCUCGAACCUCGCUUCGAAUCGACCGAAGACUCGCCUGGAUUGUGGACCCCUGAGUUCGAGCGUCGAGUUGAUGCCAUGCUGCGUUCCAUCGUUGAAUGGAGCGAUGGUUCCCUGAAAGAGAUCCGAGUCAGACACUGCUCUGAUUUCUCCCUCUCUUUCGCAGCUGAGAGGUGUACUGGUCUGGAGAUUCUUUCGAUUAUGAGCAGUGCCCGAGUAACCGAUGAAUGCAUGUCAAGAGUAGCCUUCAAUUGUCCAAAGCUGACUGAGCUUGAUGUUAGCUACUGUCAUGAAAUAUCUCAUGAAUCCUUGGCUUUGAUUGGGAAGAGUUGCCCUAAUCUGAAAACUCUGAGAAGAAACUUAAUGAACUGGUUAGAUCCUUCUCAGUAUACAGAAAUAGUUCCCCUUGACUAUCUGAAUGCUUGUCCUCAAGAUGGGGAUUCUGAGGCUGCAGCAAUAGGGAAGUAUAUGCCUAAUCUCAAGCACCUUGAAAUUAGGUUUUCAAAGAUAACAGUUAAUGGUAUUAAUUUUAUAUGUCAAGGAUGUCCAAGCCUCGAGUAUUUGGACGUUUCUGGGUGUGCUAAUGUUACUGGUGGGGAUAUUGAUAUCGCGGUAGAAAACUUGAAGAACUUGGAGGUUAUCAAGAAGGUUAACUACUAUAUCCCGAGAAUGGCCGUCCAUUUGGAAAGAUAUGGUCAUUGGAGUUUGUAUGAUGCAAGGUUUCAAAUGGAUAAUUUCCGUAUUUAAUCUCCUGAGUAUCUCACCGCUACAAUCAAUGUGUGUUUUCAGUAGCAAUAAGACGAAAGCUUGAACUUCUCUCUGGUUGGUUUCUGUUUGGAAGCUCAGCACAAACUUUGUAUGAUCAAUGUGUAUGUAUGAAUGUUUGGAGGAUUAGUUAUGCCGUCGUUUUGAGUCAA